GAAGUUGAAUAAAUAUUGGACAGUCUAAUAUUGUUUUUCUUCGUGUGAAACUUUCUGGAGAAAAAAACUCAAGGAAAAUGGGUUUCCUGUACACUUCUGUUUUCCGAAGGACAUCCACCUUUGCCGUGGGCGUUGUAGCGUCUGUGUUCUUCUUCGAGCGAGCCUUCGAUUGGGGCUCUGAUGCCCUUUUCCGGAGUGUCAACAAAGGCAAACUCUGGGAUGACAUUAAGCACAAAUACGAGUAGGAAAUGAAACAAUUUACUAAUUUAAUUUGAGAAAUAACUAAUAAAAACUAUGUUGAAGUAGAAAA
Molecule: messenger RNA, 310 nt
Organism: Lutzomyia longipalpis
Lineage: Eukaryota; Metazoa; Arthropoda; Insecta; Diptera; Psychodidae
Gene: ox
Product: cytochrome b-c1 complex subunit 9
Exons: 2
Coding region: 78-245 (55 amino acids)
Biological process (GO): mitochondrial electron transport, ubiquinol to cytochrome c
Source: RefSeq, a predicted model, not a curated record